Messenger RNA from Balaenoptera musculus (blue whale), 2766 nucleotides. It is a transcript of the gene PHETA2, whose product is annotated as PH domain containing endocytic trafficking adaptor 2. The record is from RefSeq and is a predicted model, not a curated record. Lineage: Eukaryota; Metazoa; Chordata; Mammalia; Artiodactyla; Balaenopteridae. Gene Ontology annotation, cellular component: recycling endosome; early endosome; trans-Golgi network. Bases 411 to 1199 code for a protein of 262 amino acids. The transcript is spliced from 3 exons. Gene Ontology annotation, biological process: retrograde transport, endosome to Golgi; receptor recycling; endosome organization.
UGGCUGGGAAGCUGGGCCGGGCCUCGCGGGCUGGAUAGGAGCCCGCCCAGAGGAGGCGUCUGGGCCGAGGCCGUCCCAGGCUUGGCUCUGCGGGAGAAGUGGGCCGGGCGGGGAGAGGGGGACUGGAGGGGGGAAGGGAAGGUCUCCGAGUUCUCUGGGAGGUGGACUGGGUCCGAGGGCCCCGGACGGCCUGAGGUGGGACUCUGCGUUCGAGGCCUCCCGCCACUGACCAGCACUGUGGCUCAGGCGGGUCACGGCCUGUUGGGCCUCAGUUUCCCUCGGGCAUGGAUCGCGGGGCGGCUUCGCUGAUCGCGAGGCCUAGUGCCCCGGAAACCACGUGGUCAAAGGGCUGAGCCGUGUGGCCAGACAAGAGAGGCCCCUGCCCCUGCCCAGUGAGCUCUGCUGUUCUUAUGGGAGCCAUGAAGCUGAACGAGAGGAGUGUGGCCCACUACGCCCUGAGCGACUCCCCAGCAGACCACGCAGGCUUCCUGCGCACUUGGGGGGGCGCAGGGACUCCACCCACCCCCAGUGGCACUGGCCGAAGGUGCUGGUUUGUCCUUAAAGGCAACCUGCUGUUCUCCUUUGAGAGUCGAGAGGGCCGGGCCCCACUGAGCCUAGUGGUGCUGGAGGGCUGCACAGUGGAGUUGGCCGAGGCUCCCGUGCCUGAAGAGUUUGCCUUUGCCAUCCGCUUCGACGCCCCUGGAGUGCGCCCACACCUGCUCGCGGCAGAUGGGCCAGCGGCCCAGGAGGCCUGGGUGAAGGCACUGUCCAGGGCAAGCUUUGGCUACAUGCGCCUGGUGGUGCGUGAGCUGGAGAGCCAGUUGCGUGAUGCCCGCCACAGCCUGGACCUGCAUCGCCACUCAUCCUGGAAGGCCAUUCCCAGCCGCUGUAAGCCCCAGGCUCCUGACCACUGGUCUCUUGGCCUGGCGAAUGGUCACUCCCUCUCCAGAGAUUGCAGCCCUAUGGGCUUGGUGGAAGAAGGGGGCAGCAGGCCAGCAGGGCGGGGCUUGGCUGAGUGGGAGUUGCAGGGCCCUGCCAGCCUCCUCCUAGGCAGGAGGCAGAGCCCUGUGUCCCCGGAGACCUCCUGCUUCUCUACUCUACAUGACUGGUAUGGCCAGGAGAUUAUGGAGCUGAGGCGGGCGUGGCUGCAGAGUGCCCAGGGGAGCCAGCCAGAUUGCGAGGAACAAGAUAGGCCCUGAGCCUGGGCCCUUCGGGUUCAGCCCUUGUCCUGCUGGUCAGGACACCAGGGCCAGUGCUUUUUCAAGAGUUUAAUGUUUACUGGUUUCUGAAGUUGCUGUUGGAUGUGAGUUCUCCCCUUCCUGCUUUUUAGGCUUGCUCCAGGUUCCAAAUCCACCCUUACGCCUAGAGGGGACUGAGGAAUCAUUAACUUUCAACCCCUUUAUUUCCUGAGGGCCAGAGAGGAGAGGUGGCUUGCUCAGCAGGCACAGACCUAGGUCUCCUGACUCUGCCCUUCUCUCAGGGGAUAUUAAUGAAAUGGAGGAAGUGGGGCAUAUUACAUGACCACAGACCGCUCUGCCUUUCACCUACACACGAUUCUACAGACACAAUUUCCAACACGGGGAAUCUUGUAUAAAUACCAGAAGUUGACUGCUGUGUUGGCUUGAGGGACUGAUACUGUCAGAAAAAGUGGGUUUACUGUGUUAUGGGGGUUUCUGGGGCCCGGCUCAUCCUGAGUGAUGAGAAGAUUGGGCACGGGACCCCCACUCUGCAAUUUGGACAGGACCCUUUGGAGGGAGAGGGCACUUAGCCAGUCAAGAGGGAUUUAUCCUGCUCCGAAAGUGUUAGGGCCCCAUCUUCUUUCCCUGGCUGCCCUAUCAACAGACAGUGCUUGGUCACCAUUGCCCCAGGAGGGCCAGUAGCUUUUAUAUGUCAGCAGAAAUCCUUCCUGUACUCUGUCCUCAGCUGCCAAGUAGGAAGCUGAAGUGGGGAGGCAGUGAGGCUCCCUGGGAAAGCCAGUUUCUUACUUUGGUUUUCAGUCCUGGGCAUUCUAGGAGCUUGGGCACAGGAUUCCUGGCACCCUGUGAUAAACUCUUCUGUCUUGGCUGGACUCCCAGAGAGAUGUUCCUGAUCCUGAAACCCCCUAGGAACUCGUUCACAGUCUUGCUCGGCACCCAGUGUGUACCUGCCAAGAUCCUCUUGUUCCUACUCUCACCAGCAUGGCACCAAGCGUUUGCUUUAUCGAUUGUUCUGAGAGGAAAAGUGGCUGGUUGGACAGAGCCAGAGGCCAGAUCAGACUGAUAGCCUAGGGGUGUGGUGGCGGAGGCUGGAUGGAAGAUGCAGAGCCUGGUCCAGUCAUCCCCCUACUCCAAUAUACACAGUCUCCCCCUUCUUAGCCUCUCUCCCUUACUGGGGCCUUGGACAGCCUGAGCUUGAGGCUUGGGCUCAGAGCCUCUUAAGUCCAGCAGGCUGACAUGCCGUCCAGGGUCCUGGACCAGUUCCUAGGAAGCCAGGCCUGUUUCCCAAGAAGAGGGGCCACCUUCCCAGCCCUGUAUGGGAGCCCCACAGCCCCGAUGCGUCUUGUUUUAUACACAGACACUAUUGGCUUUUUGUUAUCUUUCCUAUUGUUACAGUGCUUUUUAUACGAUUAAAACAUUAUGGUUUUUUAUUACUUAUUUUGGCUCAAGUUUACUUUAGCAAUCACCUGGACAGUUUGUGUGAAAGCCCCCAUUUCCCCCCUUUUCAGAUAUAUUUUCCAUUUAGCUAUACAUAACAUAUACCUUGGCAUGAAAUAAAAUUCCAAAAUCA